UUUUGUUUCUCUUUUUAUUGUGUUCAAAUCUUAAAUAUUAAAAAGGAAGAGAGAAAACUCCUUUGCAUCGUAAAAUGUAGAUUCAACUCAAAAUAAUAUCUUUCAUCUGCUCAAAUAAAACGCUAAUAUUUUGUUGUAAUGUAAUACGAUAGCUUUCAAUAUUUUAUCAAAUGAUUCAUCCUAUUCAUUUCGCUGCUGAUGCCCUAUAAAGCUAUCAAAACUUUUUUUUAUAUAUGUAUUCAAAAUGUUAUCUUUUACACAGAACUUCCUGUCUCUUGAGCAUGUAACAGCAUAAAUUAAUUUCAAGACUUCCGGAAUUAAUACAAUUACGAAAUGAGAAACAGAAUGAAUGAAACCUAUUUAUAUGACGUCAGUUAUAAGUUUCAGUUUAGGAAAUUUUUCAGGGUUAUAGAACUCUGCAACUGCGGUAAAGAAUUACUCAUAGUUUGUGCAUUUCUUCUUGUAGUUAAAAGGAAUAAAAUCUGUAACAUAAAUUAUUUAACAAUGGUGGAAGAUUGUAAAAUUAAUGCUAGUCGCAUCUGCUUUGCAGUUGGCGAGAUUUUUUAUUCGAAAGAAAAAGUAUUUAAAAAUAUUUUAGGAGUUGAUUGGUUUGUGAGCGCUCAACCAGUAAAAAAGUUAGAACUCAAAAAAUCCCGUUCGUUUCGAAACAUAUCUUUCCUUUCAAAUGUAGUUAAAAUGACUCUUAGAUGCAAAGCCCUCCCUAGGCGGGUUUUAGCGGAAAUCAAAAUCAUAUCUUGUCCGCUACAGCAUCCGAACAUGAAAGAUAUGAUCUUUAAUCAUGUCUGCGAGAAGGGAAACAAUUCCAUCAGUUCAGAAGUGAAAUUUGAUUCUGCUGAAGAAUAUUCUUGGAUGACCCUUAACGGUGAGUUCAGUUUGUAUGUUAGUCCAGAGAACUUCUUCUAUUUCAAGUUCUCAAACGAUAAUUCAUUAGAAGCUGGCGUUAGUGAAAGCAGUCAAAAUAUUCUAAGCGAACUUACAAACGAUUUAAGUGAACUUUACGAGAAACAGUAUUUUUCCGAUUUAGAUAUAAAAUGUGGUGAAGAAGUGUUCAAAGCUCAUAAGGUGAUACUGUCAUCUAGAUCACCAGUAUUUGCUGCUAUGUUCCAACACAGAAUGAAAGAAAGUGAAGAAAAUGUUAUACACAUUAAAGAUAUGGAUCCCAAUGUGCUAUCUAUUUUGUUGGAAUUCAUUUAUUGUGGCAAAAUUGAUAAGUUGAAUAGUACGCGGACAGCUGGUGAUCUUUUGUCAGCAGCUGAACAGUAUCAAUUGGCAAGUUUAAAAAAUGCCUGUCUUACGUUCUUGCAAUGUGCUAUGUCUGAUGAUAAUGUGCUAUCCACUUUGGCCAUUGCUGAUUUGUACGAUUCAACAUUAAAAAAAGUAUCUGUUGAUUUUGUAUGCAAAGAAUUUGAUCAUUUAAAAAAUACUGAAGAAUGGAAAGCAUUUCAAAAGGAAAAACCGGUAUUGGCCAACGAAGUCUUAUUGAACAUUAUUGGAUUUGUUAGUAAGCAUGGACAUAAACUGUGCUAAAGCUAAUUUUGGUUUUUAUUAUCCACGUUUAGUAUUGGUAAACGAGGUCUUAUUGAAUAUCAUUGGAUUUGCAUGUAAACAUAGACAUAAACUGUGCUAAAGCUACGAUUAGAAUUGGUCAAUGAGGUCCUAUUGAAUGUUAUUGGAUUUACUUUUAAAGAUGAGCAUAAACUGUGCUAAAACUAUUUUUUUUUAUCUACUUUAGUUUACGUUACGUUUUGUUUUUAUCUACGCAUCCUUUCUGUAUGACAGUGUAAAUACUUAUUAUUUUUAUUUUAUAUCAUUAAUUUAAAAAAUUAUCAGACAGUUAUUAUUUUAUGAUGAUACUAUUUUACUUUAUUAUAAACUGAUUAAAUAUUUCUUAUAAUAGUGAAAUAUAUUUCUAAUUUGUUUAUAGAAUUUUUGAACUUAUUUCUGUUUCUUUUUUUCCUUAAUAGUUUUAGUAUUACGUCAUUUCAUUACAAGAGUGAAAAUGAUUUUGUUUUAUAUUACUAAUUAAAAACUUAUCAAACAGUGAUGUUACUUAUUCUACUUUUUAUGGAUUAAUUAAAUAUAUAGUACUGUUUUA
This is a messenger RNA of Parasteatoda tepidariorum (common house spider), 2116 nucleotides long. The record is from RefSeq and is a predicted model, not a curated record. NCBI's taxonomy places the organism in Eukaryota, Metazoa, Arthropoda, Arachnida, Araneae, Theridiidae.